AUGGACAGCGCGGACGGCACGGAGUUCCCGGCCGCGGAUGGGCUCUAUGGCGUUGACACCCUCGACCCCGACAUGGUCUGGCCGGUGGGCGCCGUGCACUACUACAGGGAGCUGAUUGCGCACCUGAAGAGCAAGGGCUACGUCGCGGGCAAGGACCUGUACGGCUGCCCGUACGACUUUCGCCAGAGCAACCGCCUGCAGGCGCAGCUCGACCGGCUGCAGGCGCGCCUCGAGGGCGCCGUGCGGCGCAGCGGGGGCCGCCGCGCGAGCGUCGUCUCGCACUCGAUGGGCGGCCUGCUCGUCAAGUGCCUGCUCGCGGAGCGCCCGCAGGUGUUUGAGCGGCUCGUGGGCAAGUGGAUCACCAUCGCCACGCCGUUCCGAGGGGCGCCCGGGGUGGCGUGCGACGCCAUCCUGUCCGGCGUAGAGGUGAGCGGCCCCGCCGAUGCCGGACGCGCGCCCGCGGUGUUAGGUCAGCGUUCUGCGUGCGCCCGACGCGUCGAGUCGACAUGA
Messenger RNA from Pedinophyceae sp. YPF-701, 510 nucleotides. The record is from the annotation of a GenBank genome assembly. NCBI's taxonomy places the organism in Eukaryota, Viridiplantae, Chlorophyta, Pedinophyceae.